AUGACCAAACCACGAAGGGGUGUCGGCCGGCCGAAAAAAUUGGCGGUGGCGCUCCAACGCACGGCAGAAAGAACCAUCGUGACUCAAGCAACCAUAGAACUAGCUCCCGCGAGCUCAGAGACCUCUUUGAAGAUACUAGAGAAGACUGAAGAACCCUCUCCAAAAGAAGAUGACCCUCCUUCAACGGAGACGAUUCCAACGAACCCUAAACCUUGGGUGGAGAUCAUCCAAGGUAAUCGAGAUGUGUCCAGGGGAAUGGUUGUGGAUUUCAUAGCACCUAACAUUGUCAAUGGAGAAAUUGAAAUUGCAAUUGAGGAAGAUGAUGUUGCUCAGGAAAUUGAAUAUUGGGAAAAUGCAAUAAUCCUUUUUGCGCUGGGUGAAAUACUUUCGAUGCACGCCGUGAAGAAGUUUAUGGAGAAGACUUGGAAUUUUGUUGGCCUACCCGAGUUGUACUACAACGAUGCUGGCUACUUCAUUGUUCGAUUUAGGAAUUAUGAAGAUAUGGAGAAAGUCAUGGCUCAGGGACCUUACUUUAUCUACGGUAAACCUCUUUUCCUUAAACAUUGGUCUGAAAAUUUUGAGAUUAAAGAGGAUUUACUUCGCAUUCUGCCAUUAUGGAUUACUCUGCCCAACCUUCCACUAUACCUUUGGGGGAAACGUAGUAUCUCCAAAAUUACUAGCGCUAUAGGCAAGCCAAUUACCACUGAUGAAUGCACCGCUAAGAAGCUACGUAUUCCGUAUGCUAGGGUGUUAGUAGAAGUUGAUAUUACACAGAAAUUGAGAGAUUCUAUAACCAUUAAGGACCAUACUGGUAAGAUGAUUGAACAACAGAUUGUGUACGAAUGGAAGCCGAGUUAUUGUCACUCCUGCCUUAAGAUAGGGCAUGACUGUGCAACACAAAAAACUGGGAAGCAGAAAAAAGUGUGGCAACCUAAACCACCUGUGCAAGAAAAGAAGGAGGAAGAUGUGCCAAUGCCUAUUAUUCCUGAAAAAGAACCAAACCCUACAGAAAAGACUGACUGGAAGUUGGUGACUUCUAAGGGGGACAGAGGAAAAUGA
Messenger RNA from Vicia villosa (hairy vetch), 1059 nucleotides. RefSeq lists its product as uncharacterized. The record is from RefSeq and is a predicted model, not a curated record. Lineage: Eukaryota; Viridiplantae; Streptophyta; Magnoliopsida; Fabales; Fabaceae. Bases 1 to 1059 code for a protein of 352 amino acids. The transcript has a single exon.